Molecule: messenger RNA, 1380 nt
Organism: Trichoderma harzianum CBS 226.95
Lineage: Eukaryota; Fungi; Ascomycota; Sordariomycetes; Hypocreales; Hypocreaceae
Exons: 1
Coding region: 126-1214 (362 amino acids)
Biological process (GO): lipid storage
Cellular component (GO): lipid droplet
Molecular function (GO): lipase activity
Source: RefSeq, a predicted model, not a curated record
GUCAAUGCAAAUCGCUCUUUAUUCUCAUCAUCGUCAACUCCAAUAAUUAACAAUUUACAGGUUAUUAAUAGAACCCAUGCGGAUACAAAGACUUUACUAAUAAUUCUCAACAACCACCAGCCAAAAUGGCUCCCGCCAUUUCACUCCUCGCCAAGCCACGGCAAAGAGGCGUCCGUCCCUACCAGAGACACGGCCUCAUCUACUUCAUCUGCGGCAACCCGGGACUCGUCAAUUACUACGCCGUCUUCCUAGAUUGCUUGCGCGGAAUGCUCGAUGCGGAAGACGAAGGCUCCGGUGGCACCGCCUACGACAUCUAUGGGCGCAAUUUGUUGGGAUUCAGUGAUGAUGAGCAUGAGCCGUUCAGCGCCAGCAACGAGCCCUGGGAUCUCGACGGCCAGAUUGACGGCAUGUAUCGCGAUGUUGCAUCCAAGACCGUCAUUCCUGACGAAGCUGGCGCUGAGGGUCAAGAGGGAGAGGCAGCACGGCCGUAUGACUUUGUCGUCCUCAUGGGCCACUCGGUAGGCGCCUACAUCUCAGUCGAAAUCUUCCAUCGGCACAUGCAAGAUCCAUCUAGGGCGCCGCAUCUCAAUCUCCGGCACGGCUUCUUGCUGUUUCCGACUCUCACCCACAUUGCCAACUCGCCUAAAGGGAGGAAUGUUGGUCUGCUAAUGAGCAUCCCCGGGUUAGAGAACAACGCGCAGCAUCUAGCAAAAUUCAUCCUCAAUUGUAUUCCAUAUGCGUUUGUCUUAUGGAUCAUCAGACAUGUCUUGGGUUUCACGCCUCAGACAGCAGAGGUGACGGCCCGGUGGCUCAAGAGCCAAGGUGGUGUUUGGCAGGCGAUUCAUCUAGGCCUUUCAGAGAUGCGCACCAUUUGCGAGGAAAAGUGGGAGGAAGAACUCUGGGAGACGACGGCCGAAGACGAUGAUAUCAACAGUUACAAUUACUACCACGGCAAAGGCAAGAUUUCUGCUAAUGGAGAGUCUGAGAACGGCACAGAGACACCUCAGCAGCAGAUUCCAAAGUUCUUCAUUUUUUACGGCAAAAACGACCACUGGGUGGCGAACUAUGUCCGGGAUGCGUUUAUCGAGAAGAGGAAGAGCGAAAAGGGACAUACCAAAAUACAAGUUGACGAGGGAGAUAUUCCACAUGCGUUUUGCGUCAAGGAGCGUGAGUUUUGUCCGUCGAGCUGUGCUUUUGAAAAUAAGAGAUGUUAACUUGGGGGGAUUUAGACACAAGCUGGGUAAUUGCCAAAAGGGUGUACGAGUGGGUGAAGGAGAUUGAAGACGGUCAACGAACAUUGUAGACAAUUUAGACAUUAGGUGACUCCAUAAUCUAUAUUUUACGCAGACUCUUCUAGAAUUCUUAAAACGUUAACCACGU